Molecule: messenger RNA, 432 nt
Organism: Brenthis ino (lesser marbled fritillary)
Lineage: Eukaryota; Metazoa; Arthropoda; Insecta; Lepidoptera; Nymphalidae
Source: the annotation of a GenBank genome assembly
AUGGGUUCGUUAGGCGCGAGCGUGUUCUUUCUUGUGAUGUUAGUGCAGUUUCAAUUAAUCGUGUCGAAGCCAUUCUUUACUGAAUUAUUCUGCGAUCUCUUCUGCGACGACGAUGACGUCACGUCCACGUCUACUACGACCAGCGCCAGCACCGAAGACGACUACUUCGGCUUUGGUGAUUGGUGUUCAUGUGCUCCUACUACGAGACGGCCUAAUGCCAGAGGGAACCAAGGAAAUUUACCGGCUGCUAUUAACAUGAUCUUACCUCCAUCCAACGGCAUGAAUCUCAGCAUGGUCAACAACAAUGGUUUAUGGACUUUCGAUUUGAAUGCUGUACCAAACGGUCUUGGAAACAACCCUGGCAAUGGUCCCACUACAUCCGCCCCUACAACCGCCGCCGGUUCAACGCCUGCAGCGACCACGGCUGCUGGA